AUGUACAACAGUUAUCGGAAUGCGACGAGCGAGAUCAAGGAGCGAAUACUCUCCAUGAAAAUGACCUGGCUGAAAAUAGAGACGCAACUCAAGUACCUUCAAGAGAUCGAGACGAUACAGACUGAGCAGCACAAAGCGUUGCAAAGAGAGACACUCGGUGUGCUGCAGGUUAAGCUGCAGGCGGCAAUGGACCAAUUACAGAAGCUUGGAAAGAAGCGAGACGGAGACACCAUCAACGAAGCCAGCGAGGGUAAAGUACAAGAAAAGCAGUACAAGCAGUGGAAGUACCCCCUGAUCAAGAAGAGUCUGGACGCCGCAAUAAGCGAAUUACAGGCGUGGCAGCAGACGUUUGACCCGACUUGGUUUCUAACCCUCAGAAUGUCAAACCCAGAGAUUGACACCAAUUUGAAGGAGUUCAAGGAGGAAUCCCUCAAAACCGGUGGCGCCGAAACUCACGAUAAACGCAAGAUUAUGUCAACAGCGAAGAACGUCCGUGACUGCCUCAGAAUGGACCCCCAAAGCGGGCCUACCAUGUUCUUCCGAACGGAAGAAACGGUUGACUGGGUCUAUACAGCAAUCCCAUAUUCCACGGCAUCUAUCUGUGAGCGUAGCUCCAAAAGCCAGCUUAUCGCAGACUCCGUACCUGCCACACCAGACAUUGGCCUCAACAUCCAGAGCAGAGACGUGCGCGAUCUCGCCCGCAAACUUGCAAACGCAGAUCCGAUAAGUUUCGGCUUGCUCAAAUGCCGCGGUGUUGCUCGAGUAUACAGGGAGAUUAAUGGCCCUUUGAAAGCCUUCGAUUUCCAUUUCCACAUACCAUCCUCCCUACACUCACCGCAGAGUCUGCGCAACAUCUUGAUCGAAUCGAAGCCAAGCAUGAGUCUCAGCGUACGCUUCCGCCUCGCACAGCAGCUAGCGCGGUCUUUAAGCUACGUCCACAUGUACGAGUUCGUCCACAAAGGCAUUCGCCCCGAAACAGUCCUCAUCUUCGACAGCGGCAAGACGGAGCUCGCACACUCCUUUUUGCUUGGCUUCGAGAAGUUUCGCGCAGAUGCAGGUCGCACGUUAAAGACUAGCGACUCCGUUUGGGAGAGAGAUCUGUAUCGUCACCCAGAACGGCAAGGAGAGAAACCAGAGGAAGCAUACAAGAUGCAGCACGACAUCUACAGCCUGGGAGUCUGUCUCCUGGAGAUAGGCAUGUGGCGCACACUCGUCACGUACAGCAGUGUGAAAGGAGAGCCCACCCCGUCGCAACUCCUGCCGCCACCGGAUUACUCCGAGAAGGACGAAGUGGGCAAGGCCAAGUCGCUCAAGCAUACGCUCAUCGAGAUUGCGCAGCGUGAACUACCCAGUUGUAUGGGCGAUAAGUAUACGGGUAUCGUCAUAUCAUGCCUGACAUGCCUGGACACAACCAAUCCCGAUUUCAGCGACGAGAAUGACUUCAAAGACGAGGAUGACGUUAUCGUUGGGGUGCGCUACAUUCAAAAGAUCUUGCUUGGACUGAGUAACAUCUCCGUCUAG
Molecule: messenger RNA, 1521 nt
Organism: Alternaria hordeiaustralica
Lineage: Eukaryota; Fungi; Ascomycota; Dothideomycetes; Pleosporales; Pleosporaceae
Exons: 2
Coding region: 1-1521 (506 amino acids)
Biological process (GO): protein phosphorylation
Molecular function (GO): protein kinase activity; ATP binding
Source: RefSeq, a predicted model, not a curated record